Molecule: messenger RNA, 387 nt
Organism: Malassezia japonica
Lineage: Eukaryota; Fungi; Basidiomycota; Malasseziomycetes; Malasseziales; Malasseziaceae
Exons: 2
Coding region: 1-387 (128 amino acids)
Source: RefSeq, a predicted model, not a curated record
AUGGACGACCCAGGUGGUGUACGGGCGCUGCUGGCCAAGCUCCGGGAGCAGGACGAAGUGCCGGAGCAGCCACGCCCUGAGCCGUCGGCAACACAGCGGCCAUGGGCCAGCAAUCCAAAGCGCCCUGCGUUUUUACAACAGAACGAGACGUACGACCCGUGGAAACCUGUUUUCGAGGAAAAGUCGGAACCCAAGGCCCCGGCCAAGGACUUACGCACAAUGCGGUUCGCCGAUGCGCUGCCGAUCGUCACGGAAAAGGCAAGAGAUCCAGUGUUUAUUGCUGAGCUGAAGAGACUGGAGAUCCCCUCCUUCUUUGAAACUAAAGAUACGGAUGCGAUUGCGAUGCAGCGGCGCAUUAUCCAAGUCUUGGAUGGGCUAUUGGAGUAA